AUGGAGUACCCAAGUUCUCUUGACCGUGUCCUCCGCACCACAACCAUUGUCACCUUUCUCCUUGCAUUUGCUCUUCUGAUUCCCUAUGGCGUUACAACAGCUGCAGUACUUCCCGCCAUUGGCCUGGUACCUGCGUUCAUUUCUGCCAUUUUGAGCCCGCUAGCCUUGAACACAAGCCCUCGAUGGUCUUGGUUCAUCCUGUGCAUGGAUACGUUUAAUGCCGUUUUCCUGUUCAGCAUCUUGAUGCCAUUCUUCAUCAUCACGGCAAGCAGCAUGGGCUGGCUAAGCAACGGAACCAUCAUGUUGGGAACCUACGGUAGCGUGCCACUGAUGAUUGAUCUUUGCAUCCACGCUUUCUUCGUCCUUCGCCGAGUUUUCCAAGCGUGCAGAGGCUUCUCGUUCGCACGCACUUGUCCGAACUGUCACACACACAUCGGUCCUAGGAUUGCUCCCCAUAAGAUUCACGUCUCGGCUGAGAAGCCUCGCAAUUCUUCUGAGGAAGAGGCCCUAUAUCAACCACUUGACGCCCCUAAGUAUGAUGACGAGGGAAGAAUUUCAUCAGAGGCUGGUACCCUAUACAGACCCAGCGUGGACACUUUGGGAUCUACAGAGACGGUGGUAAAGCUGAUCUGA
Messenger RNA from Aureobasidium namibiae CBS 147.97, 633 nucleotides. RefSeq lists its product as uncharacterized. The coding region runs from base 1 to 633 and encodes 210 amino acids. The record is from RefSeq and is a predicted model, not a curated record. The transcript is spliced from 2 exons. NCBI's taxonomy places the organism in Eukaryota, Fungi, Ascomycota, Dothideomycetes, Dothideales, Saccotheciaceae.